AUGGCUCAGUUCAGUAAAGAUGAGGUUUCUUUUCUUAAAGAAUUGCCAGAGCAUGUAGAGAUAGAGUGUCCAAUUUGUCUUAAUAUCUUGACAGAUCCUCAUCAGGUCACAUGCUGUGGACAUAAUUACUGUGGGUCUUGUAUUGAGAGAGUAAAAGAUAGUGAUGGAUCUUGUCCUAUGUGUAAAGAGGAGGAAUAUCAAUCAUUUGUCGAUAAGAAGUGCUUACGUAUUAUCAAUGGAUUGGAGGUCUAUUGCAGAAGAGGAGAGGAGAAUGUCAAUAUGAAGAAGGAAAGUGUCGAAAUAGAAAAUGCCGAGAGAAAAGGCAACGUAGAUAUCUCAAAGAUCACGAAGAUAGAGAAUGCCCUCAACGUCCAUUUCAAUGCCAAUACUGUGAGGAAGAAG
This is a messenger RNA of Amphimedon queenslandica, 402 nucleotides long. RefSeq names its product RING finger protein 166-like. The record is from RefSeq and is a predicted model, not a curated record. The annotation marks the transcript as partial. Lineage: Eukaryota; Metazoa; Porifera; Demospongiae; Haplosclerida; Niphatidae. The transcript is spliced from 2 exons.